Messenger RNA from Sesamum indicum (sesame), 2827 nucleotides. RefSeq lists its product as uncharacterized. Gene Ontology annotation, molecular function: protein binding. The record is from RefSeq and is a predicted model, not a curated record. Lineage: Eukaryota; Viridiplantae; Streptophyta; Magnoliopsida; Lamiales; Pedaliaceae.
UCAACGAACAUGCAUAUGCAUCAGCACUCAUCAAGGAUCCAUCACUCUCCUACACGCACAACCCCUCUCACUUUCACCCAUGGAUCCACCGCCCUCCUGCCUGCAUCCUCACCCCGCCACCAUCUCCACCUCCGCAAACCACCCCGACUCCGCCAAUUCUUCCCCUCGCUCCCGCCCCGACGCCUGGGAUCAUGACCACCAUCUCCCACCCGUUCCUGGCGCCAAGCUCCGCCUCAUGUGCAGCUACGGCGGUCACAUCAUACCCCGCCCCCACGACAAGUCCCUUUGCUACGUCGGUGGCGACACCCGCAUUGUGGUGGUCGACCGCCACUCCUCCCUUGCCGAGCUCCACUCCCGCCUCUCCCAUAUUCUCCUCAAUGGCCGCCACUUCUCCCUCAAAUACCAGCUACCCAAUGAAGAUCUCGACUCUCUGAUAUCACUCUCCACCGACGAAGAUCUCGAGAACAUGAUCGAGGAGUAUGAUCGCACUAACGCUGCCUCGCCGUUGAAAUCUUCCCGCCUCCGCUUGUUCCUCUUCCCUUCCAAGCCUGAAACCGCCGCCUCGAUGGGCUCUUUGCUCGACGAUGCCAAGUCGGAGACCUGGUUCGUUGAUGCGUUAAACGGUGCUGGUUUGCUGCCCAGAGGACUCUCCGAGUCUGCGGCUAUGGAUACAUUGCUUGAACUCGACCAUGGCAUGGUGAAUAGCGAUUCUUGCGCGGAUCUCGAGGCUCAGAGCGAGUCCAACAAGCAGGCUGUGCCCAAGAGCAGUGCUCAAGAAGUUGUGCUGGAUUCGCCGCAUGUGGCGGAGACGAGUUCUUCCUUUGGGUCGAGUUCUUCGACGCCAUCAAUGGCGAAUUUGCCGCCGAUUAAGGUUAGAGUUGAAGAUUAUCAGAUGGUUGGGCUGGAUGAACAGUUCUCACAUGUGAAUAUUGCUUCCCAACCUCUUGCUUGUCAUAAUGCCGUCGUGAGAACAAGUGGGGGGAUGAACUCUUCCGCCGCCGGUGCUGGUGGUGGAGAAAAUCUGAGUCGGGUUAUGUGUGAUGAUGAGAAAUCGGAGAAAUCAGAUCACGGAACGGUACCGCCGACGGGACUGCGGAAACCGCCAUUGCCGCUGCAGAUGGUGCAGAGGAAGCUUGUUGAUAUUCAUAAUUUGCCGUCGCCUGAUUCCAAGCAUGCUGGAGGCUACAACUUGCCGUCGCCGGACUCUGUCGCAAGUGAUUGCAGCAUCGCGUCUGCUGGAUCCCUAUCGAAACACACAAUCUACCAAGACGCAAAUCUAAUACCUGUGAAUCGAGAAAGCCGAGUUCCCACUCCUGUAAUUGAUCAAAAGAUGAGCAAUACUCAGGAGCCCACCUCUCAGAUUUCAGCUGAUUCCCUCUCAAUCCCACCUUCGAACCAAAAUCAACAAUUCAUUCAUCCAGCUCCAAGCCCACACUACAUCCAGCACCCUCCGCCUGCCCUGCCUAUGUCGACGUCAUACUAUCCCGUGUAUCUGCACCCACAGACACAGCAAUCCGUUCAACACCAAGCUGAUCAGCAGUAUCCCAUGUACCUGUUGCCUCCGCUUAAUCAGACUCCGCCCUGCUACGAUGCUUCAGUUGUCGCCUCAAGCCGGCCGUUAACGCCGCCUCCCAAUAAUAUGGUACCCUACAAGGAAACUGUUUCGACCCUUUAUCCAACCAAGCCUGAAAUGGCAGCAAAUAUGUACCAGACGGCUGGGGCAGGCCCCACGCCGCUGUUGGUUCAAGUUCCGACUCAUCAGUUUCAGCAGCAGUUUGUCGGUCUUUCUCAAAUCCCGGCUACACCACAGUCCGGUGCUGUAUCUGCUGCUUCUGCUGUCGUUCCAAAUUAUGGGUACGAAUAUACUCAUCAUAUGCAAGAUCAGAUGUACUAUGCUCAGCAUCUGGCUGCAUCAGCGGCACCACCUCCUCCUCCUCAGUACCAAACUAUGACUCCAGCUACUGCAAUCAUGUUAUCUCAAGCUCAAACUCAGCUGGCUGCAGACAGCGCUGCACAACAAUCAUGAUGUGAACUGAAAAUGAAUAGCGGAGUCGUCGGUUGUGAGUCUUGCAUGUUUGCUUUCAGUCCUUUCAUGUCAGUUACUGAUAAAAUGGUGAAUUUCUCUUAAUCAGUAUUUGGGUUAUAUAUCUAUGUAAUGGUAAUGUAAAAUUAGAAUAAGAAAGACCGCAUGCAUGUUCAUGCAGUUUGCUUCUCUAGUUUUAUGCUAUACAGACCCUGGAUAGAUAAAUAAGGCAGUUUGCUCCUUUAAGGAACUCUACAAGCAUUUAUUCGGUAGAUUUUGUUUAAUUCCAAUUUCAUUCAUGUAAGGGAUGGAUCGGUCUCCGGCAAGAAUACAAUACAGAAAUAUUAAAAAUUAUUACAGACUUUUCUAUAAUAAAUUACAAUGAUCCUAAGAAGUAGAAAUAUGGAUACAAUAAACAAACCCAGAAACUGUAAAAUAAGAGAGAUGAAGGACAUAGAACAGUAUAUGUAAUGAGGGCUCCGGAGCCAAAGACCCUUAGGCCUACAGAGGCCAAAGGCCACAACCUUUACACGAUUGCUCGAAUCACUUAAAGCCACAAAGGCUUUCGGACCACAAAGGCUCCACAAGUAUCCACCAAGGAAAUGCCACAGAGGCUUUUAUCAGAAACCAUAGAGGUUAUGCCACCAAGGCUUUUACAGUGUUUCAGAGAGAAGGAGAGGAAGAUGAGAGAAUGUACUUAGCUUGUUAGCCAUGAACCAACAUGAACCAGCCAUAUAAAGAGGUUGGACAUUAAUGGUCUAUAAUCAGCCAUAAGUGAAGAACACAAAAGACAAAGAGGUUGGG